Sordaria macrospora k-hell is the source of this 1317-nucleotide messenger RNA. RefSeq lists its product as uncharacterized. The record is from RefSeq and is a predicted model, not a curated record. Lineage: Eukaryota; Fungi; Ascomycota; Sordariomycetes; Sordariales; Sordariaceae.
AUGAAGGCUGUCAAAGGGUCGUCGUUGGCCUUAGGGUUGACUGCUCUAGCCAGCAAUGCUGUCCACGCUGCCACACCCAAGUACUGUGCCACGGGUGCCGACAAUGUCUGCUUCCGGUUUGGCAUCCCCCAGUCAUCGGCCGACUCAGGGUCCGGCAACAUCUACUUCCAAAUCCAAGCACCAUCGACAUACUCGUGGGUAGCACUUGGCACGGGCGAUCAAAUGAAGGGGUCCAACAUGUUCGUCAUGUACCAAGAUGGGUCGGGUAACCUGACGUUAUCGCCCCGUCUGGGCACCGGACACUCGAUGCCCGAGGAGGACACUAGUUCGUCAGCUGCAAAGCUAGAACUCCUCGCAGGCAGCGGAGUGGUAAAUGGCGUCAUGACUGCCAACAUGGUCUGUCCUAACUGUGAAAGUUGGAACGGCGGCUCGCUCAGCCUGACGGACACGGCGUCGGAAUGGAUUGCUGCGUGGAAGCAAGGGUCAUCUAUGGCGACCACGAGCAAGAGCGCGAGCAUCAGUCAGCACGACGACCAUGAUGAGUUCCAACUUGACCUCACCCAGGCGACGGUUUCUUCCGACAGCAACCCCUUCCUCGAGGCAGACACCGAAGAUCCGGGGACCGGAAGCGGAAGCGGUGGUGGAAGCAGCGGAGGCGGAGGCAACAGCGACGAUCCUGGAGUUGUUGUAGGGCCUGGCAACCCAUUCGCACCUGUCGUCGGCGGCAAGCGUAGGGAUGGGGCUUUGAUCGCACACUCCGUUAUCAUGACGGCCACCUUUGCAGCUCUCUACCCCUUGGGCUCCAUGCUCAUGCCUCUGACCGGCAGCUGGAUCGCCCACGCAAUUUGGCAAACCUUUGCCUUUGCGAUGAUGUGGGUUGGUUUCGGCCUCGGUAUUCGUGUUGCGCAGGAUAGGCAUAUGCUCUUCAACAACACGCACACCAGGCUCGGAACAGCCGUCGUGUUCCUCCUCCUCAUCCAGCCAAUCCUCGGAAUCAUGCACCACAAGUACUUUGUGAAAUACCGCGAGCGUGGUGUGAUCAGCUAUGCUCACAUCUGGUGGGGUCGUAUCCUCCUUACUCUGGCCGUCGUCAACGGUGGUCUUGGACUCAAACUCACCAAUGCGGGCAACUCGGCUGUCGUUGCCUAUUGCAUUAUUGCUGCCGUCUGCUUUGGUAUCUACGCCAUUGUCAAGUCAUGGGCAGUCGUUCGCCGCGGCCGUCAGCAGGGCCCUGCUUUCCGCAAGAGUGACAAUUUCACUCAUCAACAGCGAUAUCCGGUUGGCCGACAGCCGUAUAGGCCAAGGAACCGGGUAUAA